Helianthus annuus (common sunflower) is the source of this 4324-nucleotide messenger RNA. RefSeq names its product putative disease resistance RPP13-like protein 1. The transcript has 2 exons. Gene Ontology annotation, molecular function: ADP binding. Lineage: Eukaryota; Viridiplantae; Streptophyta; Magnoliopsida; Asterales; Asteraceae. Gene Ontology annotation, biological process: defense response to other organism. The record is from RefSeq and is a predicted model, not a curated record. Bases 81 to 4085 code for a protein of 1334 amino acids.
CUGUACACAACUCUUAACUCUCAAGCAUUCACAACAUCAUACCUUUCAUUUACAAUCUCACCACCAUAAGCAAGCAACCAAUGGCUGAAGUCGUGCUUUCUUCCCUCCUCCCUGUCCUCUUUGACAAGCUGACUGAUGCAGCUUUGAAAACCAUUGCUCGCCACAAGGGUAUUGAUGCAGAGAUCAAGAAAUUGCAGAAAUCCUUAGUCUCCAUCCAACUUUAUCUUACUCAUGCUUCUCAGAUGGAGAUAACCGAUCCAUCUCUGAAACAGCGACUGAAUGAUCUCCAGCAUCUGGCUUAUGACAUUGAGGACGUCCUCGAUGGUUGGGCAACUGACGCUAUGGACCCUGAGUUCAAGCAAGAGCCAGAAGGCAUCACCGGCAAGGUAAGAAAGCUAAUCACCCCAACGUGUUGCACAACUUUCUCCCGGACUACUACUAUGAUUGCCGAGUUAGAUGAUAUUUCCACCAAACUACAAGAUCUAGUUAAGGAGAAAGAUAACCUUGGUUUAGAUAAUCUUGGUUUGAAAGUGGAAGAGGAAGCCAGGCCAAGAAUUAUUAAUAAUAAUAGAAGAUUACAAACCUCUGUUGUCAACCCUUCUAGUAUUGUUGGGCGCCAAGCUCAUAAAGAUGCACUCGUUCAACAGUUAUUGUUACCCGCUGAUGAACCAUGUGAUCAAAACUAUAGCAUUGUUCCCAUAAUUGGUAUGGGUGGGCUUGGGAAAACUACUCUUGCUAGACUUGUGUAUGACGAACAGCUGGUCAAGGAUCACUUUGAUCUAAAAGCAUGGGUUUGUGUCUCUGAUGAGUUUGAUACCGUUCGUAUAAGCAAAGAGAUCUUUCAAUCUAUGGCAAACCAGGAAGUUGCAGAUUUUAAUCGGCUUCAAGAAGCUCUUAAAGAUCACGUAAAGGGUAAAAAGUUUCUGUUGGUACUUGAUGACAUAUGGAGCGAAAGUUAUGAGGAUUGGGAAACCCUCGUUAGACCGUUGUAUACAUGUGAUCCUGGAAGCAAGAUCAUCAUAACAACUCGGAAGGAUAAGUUGCUUAAAAAACUGGGUUACAAUCCUCUAAACAAGCAGCUGGAGAGCCUCUCAGAUGAUGACGCCUUGUCUUUAGUCGCUCGAAAUGCAUUAGGUGUAGAUAACUUUGAUUCACAUUUGUCGCUCAAACCAUAUGCUGAAGGUGUUGUAAAAAAAUGUGGAGGAUUACCUUUAGCUUUAAUAGCACUUGGUAGAUUGUUGAGAACAAAAAAAGACGAAGUAGAGCACUGGAAGGAAGUGUUAAACAGUGAGAUAUGGAGAUUAAAUAAUGAAGAUGGAAUUCUCCUAGCCCUUAGAUUGAGCUACCAUGAUUUGUCUGCACCUUUGAAGAGGUUGUUUGCAUACUGCUCAUUGUUUCCCAAGGACUUCCUGUUUGAUAAGGAGGAUCUGGUUUUACUUUGGAUGGCAGAAGGGUUCUUGCAGCAGGCAACUCCAAAUGAUUCAACAGAAGAACAGUGCUUGGGUCGCAAAUUCUUUGACGAGUUGAUGUCAAGGUCGUUUUUUCAACAUGCACCUAAUAAUGAAUCAUUAUUUGUGAUGCAUGACCUCAUGAAUGACUUGGCAACAUCUGUUGCUGGUGAGUUUUUUGUAAGGUUAGACGGUGAGGCAAAGAAGGAUAUUGGUGUGGAGAGGUUGAAGUACCACCGCCAUAUGUCAUUUGUUCGUGAAGAAUUUGUAACUUACGAGAAAUUCAAAGGAUUCACCGAAGCCAUAAAAUUGAGGACAUUCUUGGCAACGUCUGUUGGGAAGGUUGAAAGUUGGAGAAGUUGCUACUUAUCCGGUAAGAUUCUUACUGACUUGCUUCCUGAGUUACCAUUUCUAAGGGUUCUAAAUUUGAGCAACUUUAAAAUAAGUGAGCUACCGGAGUCCUUUGGUACAUUGAGGCACUUGAGAUAUCUUAAUCUAUCUCGAACUCGUAUCACACAUUUACCGGAGAAAGUUUGCAAUCUCUUUAAUUUACGAACAUUGAUCCUGUUUGGUUGUGAUAGAUUAACUAAGUUGCCCAACAACUUCCUAAAUCUGAAGAACCUGCAACAUCUUGACGUUAGGGACACCCUCAUUUCAUUUCAGAUGCUGUUAGAGAUUGGUAAGUUGAAAAGCCUACAAAUUUCUCUCUCGAAAAUCGAUAUCGAAAGUGAAAGGGGAAUUGAAAUAGCCAAACUUAAAGACUUUGAGAAUCUAUAUGGGAAAAUUUCUGUUGUAGGUUUGGAAAAAGUGCAAAAUGCAAUUUAUGCACAUGAGGCGAACUUUUCAGAAAAGAGGCUUAGUGAGUUAGAGCUUGUGUGGGGUGAUGAGCUAAAUGAUUCUCGAAAUGACAUGCUUGAAAAGGAGGUUCUAAAUGAGCUGAAGCCUUGUCAUGAUAAGUUAAUAAAACUCAAACUUAUGUCAUAUGGGGGAUCAGAGUUUCCAAAGUGGGUUGGGGAUCCCUCGUUUCUUCAUUUGAAGCAUGUGUCAAUAAGUGGUUGUAAGAGAUGUACAUCAAUACCGCCACUGGGACAGCUAUCAUCACUUAAGGAGUUGUUUAUUCAAGGCCUAAAUGCAGUGGAAGUUGUGGCUUUUGAGUUAUUUGAAUCUGGUCGCGCAUUUCCAUCACUUGAAAUUCUGAGUUUUUGUGAUAUGCGUGGAUGGAAGAAAUGGUCAGGGGCUGUGUUUCCACGCUUGCAAAACCUUGAAAUAAGAAAUUGUCCUAAUUUGGUUGAAGUCACACUUGAAGCACUGCCUUCAUUGAAUGAUCUAGAAUUAGUCAACUGUGACAGUGGUGUGUUGAGAAGUCUGGUUGAAGUAGCAUCAGCAGUCACCAAGUUGGAUAUAAGGGUUAUUUCAGGGCUUGAUGAUGUGGUAUGGGGAGGUGUUAUAGAGUCUCUUGGGGCAGUCGAAGAAUUAAGCAUGCAUAGCUGUAAUGAAAUAAGGUACCUGGUGAAAUCAGAUGCAGAUGCAAGUAAGAUUCUUGUGAAGCUGAGGAAACUGGAAGUGUGGCAUUGUGAGAAUUUGGUGAGUAUAGGAGAGAAAGAAGAGGAGGAUAAUUGUAGAAGCAACCUCCUAACGUCUCUUAGGAAGUUGGAAGUGUAUAACUGUAAGAAUAUGGAGCGUUGCAGCUGUCCAGAUGGCGUUGAGGAGUUGACUGUCUCUGGUUGUAGUUCAAUGAGAGUUGUGUCGUUUCCAAAAGGAGGACAGGAGAAGCUGAGGUCACUUACAAUAUGGAAUUGCAGGAACCUAUUGGAAAAGGAGUGGGGAGGAGAAAAGACGAACAACAGAAGCAGCAUGCCCAUGCUUGAAUAUGUAUUUAUAAGUGAUUGGCCAAAUCUGAAAUCAAUCAUUGAAUUGAACUGCUUGGUUCACCUCACUGAAUUGUUUAUAUCCGACUGUGAAAACCUUGAGUUAUUUCCAGACACUUUAAAAUCGUUAAAGAAACUGGAAAUAAUCAGGUGUCCCAAAUUGGAGGUUUCCUUUCCUGGUGACAAUUUGACAUCAUUGAAGGAACUGAUAAUAAGAGAGUGUCCAAGAAUGGAUGCUUCUUUACCUGGUUGGGUUUGGCCUCCUAAACUGCAAUUCUUAAAUAUUGGGUGGUUGAAGAAGCCCUUCUCAGAGUGGGGCCCACAAAGUUUUCCAACAUCACUUGUGGAACUAUCCUUAUACGGUGGUGGUGAAGAUGGAGGUCGUAGUUGUAGUGAAUUUUCUCAUCUUCUUCCUUCAUCUCUUACUUCUCUUCAAAUAACUGAAUUUAAGAACUUGGAAUCAGUUUCAAUGGGACUCCAACACCUCACCUCCCUCCAAUCUCUCUCUUUUGAAGAUUGCCCUAAUCUGAAGAAAGUGGCUUCCCAUCCCCAGCAACUCACCUCCCUCCACCAUCUCACUUUUUACAGAUGCCCUAAGAUGAUGGAUCUACCAGAAAUGUUGUUGCCUUCACUCUUGAGUUUAAACAUCUGGUAUGAUUGCCCAGGAGGAGGUCUGAAAGAAAGAUGCAGUAAAAACGGGAGUUACUGGCCCCUCAUCUCCCAUAUCCCCUGUAUCACCAUACAAGAAUUCUUAAAUAUGAAGAUUUGAUGCUGCAGCCUGGAAACAUUUUACAGCAGGGAGCAAAAAGUUAGGCUUCAUUGGAAGAUUAUGAUGCUGGCUACCUUUUUCCUUUAUCGUUUUUUUUUGUCGAUACCUAUUGUGUUGGUAAUGGUUCAGACUGCAGAUUGUAUUUUGUGUGUAGUAUACCUAUCUAUAAUAGUGAUUGGUGCAUCACUAAUGUUAGUUGUGACUAUUUCAUCAUUUUAUUUAACCACCCAUUUCCCUCA